GAUUUUGUCAAUCUUUUCACUCAAACCAAGUUUGAACGCAACGAAGUGGACAGAGAGUCAUACACUCCUCUCUACAGUCAAUUCGAGACAUUUUAUUACAGGAAUAUAUUGAGAAGAUUCUGUGAUAUGUGGACCUUUACCAUAGGCUCUGUUCCCGGGCCCACAGCACUCGUACUCGAGAGACAGUUUGAUGAGCAUAAUGUCAACUGGAGAUUUACUGGAAAUAAGUUAGAUAUGAUAAACUUGGGUUCGUAUAACUACCUUGGUUAUUCUGUAAAUGAGGGCCACAUCACUGAUUCAGUGCAACAAACUAUCAAAGAGUUAGGAGUCGGAGUCGGGAGUACACCAAACGAAGUCGGGAGACAAGAAAUACACCACAAAUUGGAGUCAUUAGUGGCACAGUAUUUAGGAGUUGAGGACAGUAUUGUAUACGGAAUGGGAUUCGCAACCAAUGCCUUCUCAAUUCCAGCACUUCUUGGAAAGGGUUGUCUCGUUAUAAGCGAUGAGCAAAAUCACGCCUCACUUAUACUGGGCUGUCGACUGUCCGGAGCUGUCACUAAAGUGUUCAAACAUAACAAUAUGGAAGACUUGGAGAGAAUCGUGAAGAAUGGCAUAAUUGAAGGACAGCCUAAAACACACAGAGAGUGGCGUAAAAUU
Molecule: messenger RNA, 657 nt
Organism: Medioppia subpectinata
Lineage: Eukaryota; Metazoa; Arthropoda; Arachnida; Sarcoptiformes; Oppiidae
Source: the annotation of a GenBank genome assembly